This is a messenger RNA of Vicia villosa (hairy vetch), 1612 nucleotides long. RefSeq names its product F-box/kelch-repeat protein At3g23880-like. The transcript has 2 exons. Gene Ontology annotation, molecular function: protein binding. The record is from RefSeq and is a predicted model, not a curated record. The coding region runs from base 58 to 1374 and encodes 438 amino acids. NCBI's taxonomy places the organism in Eukaryota, Viridiplantae, Streptophyta, Magnoliopsida, Fabales, Fabaceae.
UAUUUCAUAAAAAUAAUAACCAGAAGCACUUGAAGAUUCCCAAUAGAAUUUACAAUCAUGUAUCCAUCUCCAUUGUUCUUCCCUCAGGAUCUCAUCACCGAGGUGUUAUCUGUUCUUAAUGUUAAAUCUAUUUUGCGAUUCAGGUGCGUUAGCAAAUUCUGGGACGCUCUGAUUUCAGAUCCCACCUUUGUGAAAUUGCAUCUCAAAAGAUCAGCAAAGCGAAAUGCCCAAUUCAUUUUAAUUACCGGUCAUUCAAAACAUAUCCGAGGCGAGUCACCAUAUGGAAGUGAUGAUGAAUGCGAGCAUGAGUGGGGUGUCAUUCCCUAUUCCAUUAGCAGUUUGGUUGACAAUCCGUCCUUCAACCUUUCUGUCGACUCUUAUCAGCUGGUAGAAGACAAAGGAUGCUCUCGUAUAGUUGGUUCUUGCAAUGGAUUGAUCUGUUUAGCUGGCGACUACUUGAUCCGUGAGUAUAAAGACCACUGGCUUCGAUUGUGGAACCCAGCCACUAGGACAACAUCCCCAAAAUUUGGGUGUGUUCGCGAAUUUCGCAAUCCACUAGAUAUUUUCGCCUAUGAUCGCCGUUAUAAAUACACAUUUGGCUGGGAUGAAUCUACCGACACUUACAAGGUAGUUGCCUCAGAAUUCAAGGAACCUGAAAUGAGAAGCAAUGUGAGAAUUCUGAGUUUGGCUGAUAAUGUUUGGAGAAAAAUUGAAAGUUUCCCAGUUGAACCCAUGGGUUCAGACUUAUCUAUGGACAGCGGUUAUGAUGGUAUGUAUCUCAAAAGCACUAUUAAUUGGUUAGCUAUUCGUGAUAAACUUUGGUAUAUAGGUGAUGAUUAUAAGAAUAUUAAUGUUGAGCAAUUUGUUAUUGUUUCACUUGAUUUAAGAACUGAAACAUACAAUCAAUAUUUAUUACCUCGUGAUUUUGACGAGGUUCCUCCUGCACAGCCAACUGUUAGUGUGUUGGGGGAUUGUCUCUGUUUUUCUUAUUGUUACAAGGAAACAGAUUUUGUUAUAUGGAAGAUGGAAAAUUUCGGAGUUGAUGAUUCUUGGAUUCAAUUCCUUAAAAUUAGUUAUUACAGUCUUCAAAUUGAUUAUGACUAUAGUGACGAAUAUAUAAAGUAUCAUUUAAAUUUCGUUCCGCUGUUUCUGUCCAAGGAUGGUGAUACUUUGGUACUUGAUUGCAGUCAAGAAUACCCAGAUAUUAUUUAUAAUUGGAGAAAUAAUAAAGUAGUGCGAACAAACAUUAAUGUAAGGAAAACAGUUACUGAUGGCCAAACGUACGAUUCUGUCUCAUGCUCUGCCAAUGGCUAUUUUGAAAGCUUAGUUUCAGGAGUUGUCGGGGGAAUUCAGAGCUUCGAGAACAAGAGUUAAGGCAGUGUCGGGGGAGAAAGAAUUCAGAAGAAAAUGGUUUGAGUUAGAUAAGAGUUUUGUAUCUGGGCCUGAAAAAUUUGACCUGUUUUGACAUCAAGUGCAACAAAUGUAUUUUUUUACCUAUUGUCAGAACAAUUUCUAGUAUUACUUUCCAUAUGAGUGUAAAAGGCAACUCAUAUUUCAUUGAAAUGAUGUAGACUUCUGUUGGCUGAGUUGGAAUUACUUGUGCGUGUAAUUU